CUUAAACGACAAACCAAGAACCGAAUUUAGCCUUUAGAGAUUGAGUAAAGGUAAAAUAUACACCCUAAUGGAGGGGAAAAAGUCUUUUUCUGGAGCGCGUUUGGUAGAAGGCAAAUUCGUUAUCCCAGAAAGCAGAAGGAAAGAUGGAAGUGUGAGGCAACAAAUACAAGUGAGACCAGGAUAUGUUGCUCCAGAAGAUAUUCCUCGGUAUAGACCUGGCGGCGGUAGAAUUUCUUUUCUGGAAAAGCAGAUGCAAAAAUUGAAGUUGGAAAAUGAAAGCAAAGCUGACAAAGGAAACCACCAGAAGAAAGAAACGAAGUUUAGUAAAUCCUUGGAUGAAAAAAGAGAUGAAAAAACAAAUAAAAGCACGGAAAAACUAGCCGAAAUUGAGAGAAUUGCAGGAAAAGACGAUACGAACGCACCUAAAGAAGGAAUUCCUCCAAGAGAAUCAGCAACAACAAACAAGGAUGAAAAUCAAAGUUUUGUACCGAAAUCUUCUAAGAAACCCGGCGGAAACUCAACUCCCGAAUGGCGAAGAUCAGCUCGACCAUUCAACCAGAAAACCUCUGAACAGCCUCCGAAAUCAAGAGUAGCUGAUAUUGCUUCACGAAAUACAAAAGGAAAAUGGAAGCAGAGUAAAGUUAUUCAUAAGGCAACAACGGACGGAGGGAAAAGUAAGUAGUAUCUUGUGGGCGGAAAAAGAAUGAAUGGUUGAAAUUACAUGAAUACAAAGAAUGACCGAAUUUUCUAAAAAAGCAAGGGAGAAGUACUCUAUUUCUGAAUAGCUUGAUGCCUGAUCUGCAGGAACGAUACUAUUGAAAACCAGCGAUGAAUAGACAAUUACUUUGUGAGCACUGAGACUUUUGAUUGUACUAGAGAUAUUCUAGAAUAUGAAGGUUGAAUCAAAAAAUAACAAUUAUUGGCGUAUGAGAAACAGAGGGUACCACUUAGGUUUUGUUGACGGUCGUGAACAAGCACGAACCUGAUUCAUAGAAAAUUGAAAUAGAAAACUUGACGAUACGCUACACUUUUCUCCUUCUAAUCAGGAUCGUUUGUCCUGGUGGGGUGUUUCGGGAUGUUUUGUUUUCAUGAACUUGUUCACCAACACCCGAUAUCAUCUUCAAAGAGAAUCGGUGAGACUACAAUCUGAAGUUUAGAUGAUUCUCAAUUCAUGAUAAUUGAAACAUACAUAGUAACUUUGUGAACACAUCAAAUGAAAUUCUCUGUUUCUAUUUAUCUGAUCAGAUAAGCUCAUAGCUUAAGCGAUCAGUAGUGAUGCGGAAAAUGAGAUACGAAUGAUUGUUCGACCUCCUUAAAUGGAACGAACAGACAAUGUUGUGGUAUUUGGAGCAAAGUGUUUGCGCUUAGC
Schizosaccharomyces cryophilus OY26 is the source of this 1369-nucleotide messenger RNA. RefSeq names its product mago binding protein. The transcript is spliced from 2 exons. The record is from RefSeq and is a predicted model, not a curated record. The coding region runs from base 68 to 682 and encodes 204 amino acids. NCBI's taxonomy places the organism in Eukaryota, Fungi, Ascomycota, Schizosaccharomycetes, Schizosaccharomycetales, Schizosaccharomycetaceae.